UUUUGUUUUAUUUCUUUUAAAAUUUAUUUUUUAGUUGGAUUUAAAAUGAUUUCUGAAGAUUCAAUUAUUCGUGAUGGUGAUUACUCUAUUCUUCAAAAAGUUGGAGGUGAACAACUUCGACCUUGUCGUCUUUUAAGUGGACAGCGUGCACUUAUUGAAAAGCUUAGUUUUGACCCGACAAUUGCUUUUGGAAAGCCGUUUGGAAUUUUUGAGGUUUGCUCUAAUGGCAAAACAUCGACUGAUUUGAGCCAAAACGAAUCUUCCAGUGACAUUUAUCAAAUUGAACAUCGUGAAUCAAAACUACAACAAAAUGAUAAUAUUGGUUUAGAUUCUUCUGUUAACGGUUUUGUAUCAAAACUUGUCAAUGGAAAUUCUUCUUUCAAAGAUCGUUCACAAUUUUCAAAAGAAAAAUAUGUCCGUAAAAUGACUAAAAAACAUUCGGGAAAAGUAAUGAUUUCUCGUCCAAACAUUCGUCUUCUUUGUCAAUCCUAUUUUUAUAAAGAUCCAGAACGAUUAGCACAUUUGAGAUUGGAUCAACUGGCCCUUCUUGUUCAAUUUUUAAAUAUACAUUCGUGUGGAUGUAAUAUAUUUGUAUAUGAAAAUACAUUGGGUUUGUUGGGUGCUGCAGUAAUGGAAAGACUAGAUAAUCAAGGCAAUUGUAUUUUUCUACAUCGUGGGGAUUGGCCCCAAUCAAUUCCCUGUAUUGAUGCAAUGAAUAAUCGUAAUCAAAACAAUUUUCUUCCUUUGCGAAUAACUACACUUUUACAACCAGAUCUUCUUAAAGACGAGGAAGAAGCUGAUCAACAAAAAAUUCAACGUCGGCAAAAUUUAACUUCUCAAGAAGAAAUGCAAAAUAACUCAACAAUUAAUUGUGAUGAAGAAGAAGAUACUUCUUUACAAAAUAUGCUUGAAAGGAGAGUUAAACGACGGGAAAAAGAGAAACGAGCAUUGAAUUUAUUAGCUAAAAAUUCAAUUAAUAGAAAUGAAUUGUUAAAUGAAGGAGAAUUGGAUGGGAUUUUACUUGCGGGAAGAACAUUUGAUCCAGAGGAUGUUCUAAAACAGGUAAUUGAUGGAUUGCGGCUUUCUGGCUCUGUAGUUAUUUAUUCCCCAAUUAAACAGCACAUUUUGAAAGCCUGGAGUUUUCUUCGUUCAACAAAUUCUUUUAUUGAUAUGCAAAUACAAGAACAAUUUUGCCGGACACAUCAAAUAUUGCCUAAUCAGACUCAUCCACUAAUGCAACAAACGGUAACUGGUGGCUAUAUUCUUUCAGCAAUAAAAGUUUUAUCAAAUGAAAAAUUUAAAAAAUUAACAACAGAGGAUUGA
This is a messenger RNA of Meloidogyne enterolobii, 1323 nucleotides long. The record is from the annotation of a GenBank genome assembly. NCBI's taxonomy places the organism in Eukaryota, Metazoa, Nematoda, Chromadorea, Rhabditida, Meloidogynidae.